Dermatophagoides farinae (American house dust mite) is the source of this 1556-nucleotide messenger RNA. It is a transcript of the gene mip40, whose product is annotated as Myb-interacting protein 40. Gene Ontology annotation, biological process: negative regulation of transcription by RNA polymerase II. The record is from RefSeq and is a predicted model, not a curated record. NCBI's taxonomy places the organism in Eukaryota, Metazoa, Arthropoda, Arachnida, Sarcoptiformes, Pyroglyphidae. Gene Ontology annotation, cellular component: transcription repressor complex; Myb complex.
AUGACGUGAAACGGAUAAUUUCGACUCUUAUUAUCGAUGAAUUCGUUCGUUACUUCGAUUCUUUUUGUAUUUUUCAUUUAACUGAGCGCAAAAUUUGCAAUCUGAAAAAAAUUGUGUUUGGUGAAUAUCCAGCCAUCAUGAAUCGAAGUCGGGCAUCAUCAAGAAUAGCCAGAAGACAGACAAAAAAUAGUGAAAAGACUGGUGAUAUUGUCAAUGGUACUGGCCAAAAUAUUUCACAAAAUGGCCAAAGUCUUUCACAAAUAUUCGAUGAUAUUGAUCUUUUAUUUGGUAAUCAUAAAUCGAAAUUCUAUCCAAUCUAUACACCACCAAAUAAAAAAGUGAAUACACAUAAUUUGGCCGAAAUUCCAUCAUUGCAAUCAGAUGAAGACAGUAUACUUGGUGUGGAUAAUAAUUCACAGAAUGGUGAAAACAAUAAUGAACGUAAUAUAACUCCUAGAAAACAAUAUGGAAAACGUAAAAAUGCAAAUAGUUUGAUUGAAUCACGAAAUAAAUUUCGUCAAUUAUUGAAUCAAAUGCAGACAAAAACUCGACCACAGAAUGGUCAUACAAAUAAAAAUGAUUCUGCAUUUGAUGGUUAUGAAUUAAAAAGUCGUCGUGUUAAAUAUGAACCGAAAAAAUCACGUAAAGAAACCAGUGAACAAUUAUCGCCAAUCAAAGGUUCAGCAAAUGAAUUUAUUGUAAAAGUAUUUGAAAAAUCCGUCGAUUUAACAUCAUAUUGUAAAACGAAUCCAAAUCACUAUAUACCAUUGUAUCCUAUUUGUCGACUUUGGGCACGUGAUAAUAUGGGCAUACCAGAAAUGUUACGUUGUAAACGUAAUCCACAGCCACCACCAAUGAAUGAACCACCAGAUCCGGAUGGUCCAUAUUCCGCCAAUCCAGUUGAUGUAUGUCAUCUUCCUAAACCUGAGCCAUUACCACGAGAUGAAGAUGGUAACAUAAUCAAUUUACGUAUACCAGAAAAAGUACGCAAUAAAACUAUUCAAACUCGUUACGAUGAUACAUCGUUUAUAAAUUCAAUGGAAAAUCUAAGUCCAGAUGAAAUGCUUAAAUUGAAUAUGCCCGGUUGGAAACAAACAAGACGAGAUAAUUUGGAAGCAUUACGAGAGAAUGAAAAACGUUAUCGGCAUAGUUUUGCAAUUUUAAAAUCAAUUUUUGAUAAGGCUAAUAAUAGUGAACUAGGACGAGAUUUGACCUAUUACAAAUAUCCACCAUAUGAAUCAGAAGAUCAUGCUGAACAAACACAACAGCAACAACAACAACAGACAACAUCUGUACAACAACAACAACAACCACCACCACAAUCAACAUCAUCAGUAAGCCAAUCAUCCACUUCAUCACCAUCAACAACGACAACGGAAGCAGCAGGUGAUGAAGAAUCACAAAAAUCCCAUACAGAAUUAUGAAAUGGCCAUGAUGAUGAUGAACAACAUAACCAAAUUCAAUGAAUGCUCUUUAUUUGACAAAUUGUUCCCAUCUUAUUCAAUUCAAAAUACACAAAUAAUAACAAAAAUGUCGUCUAUUAUUUAAGAAUCAAU